UGUCAGGUAGGUGAGGAAGGAAAGUUCCUAUAGGCGGCCGCUCUCCUGUCUACAGCUACCUGGAUACCUGGAAAUCUUCUGUAGCAUGUGGCUGCCAAGAGCUGACAAUCAUGUCACAGUUGUGUCAGAGGACUAAGAACCCGUGACCCCCUCUCCGCAGUGGCCCCCUCCAAGAGAGAACAGAUAGCGAGUAACAGUGGAAUGGCCCCUCACCAUGACAAAGAUAUCAAAAAGAAUCUCCUUAUAUGAUAUUUUCCAAGAAGAUCACAGGGAACAGAAUGUGAUUCCUUCAAAUACACCCGAAGACGAAGCCCCAGCCAAUGGGAGCGCAGUACAGCCGGUGGAUGAAGCUGCUGUGAUUAUAUCAACAGUGACCGACCAACAAAAUGUUGUUGGGUCUGAGAAGACAUCCCUGUGUUCCCUGCAGCGCGUCUCCAGGAUCCUUGUCUGUAUCUCCAGUAUCCUGUCUGUUGCAGCAGCAGCUCUGUCCAUCCUUCUCAUCUUGCAAUAUUUCUAUCACCCGGUGGUGCAGCAAGCCUGUCCAGACUACUUGGAGACUUGUGCUACCUCGUUAAACUGCUCCUUUGCAGAUGGUGCCAACCUCUGCCCACCUAGCAGACCGCCAAGCAACCAGACCCUGGCCAGCAAGUACAGGAACCCGGUAUUGCUGCUGACGGGUCGCUCAUUGCUGCAGCUGUAUAGUGUGAACGCCGGCCGGUAUUACACCGUCUGUCACCAGGGCUGGAAGAGCUCCCAUGGCUGGACAGUGUGCCGAGAACUGGGGUUCAAUAGCCAGAGCAUAUUAUCAUCACCUGUACCGCUUAGUGCCACAGACCCCACCUGCCCGGAAUCCUUCGCUGUCCUGAACAAAACCGUUGUACCACCUGCUAACCUAGAGGGAUUCCUCAGCCCUGUGGAAAUGUGUCCAUCCCAAGAGGGCGUGUCACUGCAGUGCACAGACUGUGGUCGCUCUGCCGCUGAGAAUCACCGUAUAGUAGGAGGUUCUCCGUCAGCCUGGGGACGUUGGCCAUGGCAGGUCAGCCUGCGUUGGGAUGGACGCCAUGUGUGUGGAGGAUCCAUUAUUUCAUCCCAAUGGGUGAUGAGCGCUGCGCACUGCUUUGUUCUGUCCAACUUCCUCACUGUUGGUAGGUGGAAGGUCCAUGCUGGUUCUACCUCCCUCAACCCAUCAACAUCUCUUUCCAUCCACAACAUCUACUACAAUGGGCUAUACAACCCUGAAAGCAAUGACUACGAUGUGGCCCUGCUGAAAACUAGCCAGCCAAUGGGCUUCUCUGAGACGUUGCGGCCUGUAUGUCUGCCCAGAACAAAGCAGGAGUUCAAGGCAACAGGAAACUGCUGGAUCAGUGGCUGGGGACACGUCAGCGAGGGAGGGCAACUGUCUCCAGUUCUCAGAGAGGCCAAGGUGCACCUGAUCAGCAGCCAGAUCUGUAACCAGUCCUCGCACUACCCCGGACUGAUCACUGCUCAGAUGUUGUGUGCUGGCUACCUGGACGGCAAAGUAGACUCAUGCCAGGGAGAUAGCGGGGGGGCCCUGGUCUGCCAGGAAGGGGGCCUGUGGUGGCAGGUUGGCAUUGUGAGCUGGGGAGAGGGUUGCGGGAGACCCAAUCGGCCUGGAGUCUACACCAAUCUCACUGCACUCCUAGACUGGGUGUAUCACCGCCUUCAGACGGACAGUGAGAUUCCAUGACAAGAAGAUCAGCUAU
Messenger RNA from Pseudophryne corroboree (corroboree frog), 1724 nucleotides. Its product is annotated as transmembrane protease serine 3-like. The record is from RefSeq and is a predicted model, not a curated record. Gene Ontology annotation, biological process: proteolysis. The transcript is spliced from 14 exons. The coding region runs from base 215 to 1708 and encodes 497 amino acids. Lineage: Eukaryota; Metazoa; Chordata; Amphibia; Anura; Myobatrachidae. Gene Ontology annotation, cellular component: membrane. Gene Ontology annotation, molecular function: serine-type endopeptidase activity.